Lates calcarifer (barramundi perch) is the source of this 629-nucleotide messenger RNA. RefSeq names its product von Willebrand factor A domain-containing protein 7-like. The record is from RefSeq and is a predicted model, not a curated record. The coding region runs from base 1 to 552 and encodes 183 amino acids. The transcript is spliced from 5 exons. Lineage: Eukaryota; Metazoa; Chordata; Actinopteri; Centropomidae.
AUGACUUCAGGGUUGGGAACAGUCCUGCUGAGUUUGGCCCUGAUGGCAGGGCCCGCUGUAGCCUUGUCCCCAUCGGGGUUGGGGCAUCCACUCAUAUCAGCAUCACAGACAGCUCUAUUGCAAAAAGUGACGGAAACAUGUCGGGCGGUGGCUGAGGCAGCUGGUCAUGAAUUCAAACCCACGGGUUCCUCUCCUGAGGAGUUGGUUAAGGCCUGUCUAGGACCCACAGCAAAAGGAGAGGUGUCAGGUGCUAAGUUUAACUCUGCUCUUCAAGAAAUCUACCAGAAUGGACUGGUAGACCGUGACUUUGUCAACAGUGCGCCACACCAUUUCAACUCAGAGGACUUCCUGGGGGGACGACGCCUAAUCACAGAGGGCAUGGUUGCCAUUAAAACUAAUGUUCGUUGGGAGAACUUCCAGGCUGCCAGGGAAACACUGGGCAAAGUUCUUCAUACACUCCAGGACUUCUACAGCCACAGUAACUGGGUGGAGCUGGAUACACAGAGCCAUACAUCAACCUCAUACGCCCAGAUCUGCCACUGGAAAACCUAGCAGAUGUCAACACUGCCACCUGCAGUGACUGUGCCAGUGGAACAUGCCCUAAUCCCAUCCUCCCCAACAUCCUGAAG